This is a messenger RNA of Etheostoma cragini (Arkansas darter), 291 nucleotides long. RefSeq names its product DNA (cytosine-5)-methyltransferase 3A-like. The annotation marks the transcript as partial. The record is from RefSeq and is a predicted model, not a curated record. Gene Ontology annotation, molecular function: methyltransferase activity. Gene Ontology annotation, cellular component: nucleus. The transcript is spliced from 2 exons. NCBI's taxonomy places the organism in Eukaryota, Metazoa, Chordata, Actinopteri, Perciformes, Percidae.
AUCGAGGAGUGGGGGCCGUUUGAUCUGGUGAUCGGAGGAAGUCCCUGCAACGACCUCUCCAUCGUCAACCCCGCACGGAAAGGCCUGUUUGAGGGAACCGGCCGGCUGUUUUUCGAGUUUUACCGCCUGCUGCACGAGGCUCGGCCCAAACCGGGCGACGAGCGGCCGUUCUAUUGGCUGUUUGAGAACGUGGUCGCCAUGGGCGUCAGCGACAAACGGGACAUCUCGCGAUUUUUAGAGGUACGGCCACACGAACGCAGUGAAACAACAGUUAUGAAACAUGAAGGACGA